AUGGCUCACGUGAUCUGCAACUUCCGGGGCUCCGUGACUCAGGGUUUGGCUCUGGAGGUGGGAGAGACAGUUCAGAUUCUGGAGAAAUGUGAAGGAUGGUACAGAGGAUUCUCAACGAGGAAGCCAAAUGUUAAGGGAGUUUUCCCAGCCAGCUAUAUUCACUUGAAGAAAGCCAUCGUCGCCAACAGAGGGCCGCAUGAGACGGUGGUGCCUCUGGAAGACCCCAUAGUUACCGAGGUGACGUCAACACUGCAGGAAUGGGCCUUACUGUGGAAGCAGCUCUAUGUGAAACACAAAGUGGAUCUGUUCUACAAGGUCCGCCACGUGAUGAUGGAGCUGAUCGACCUGAGGAGGCAGCUCCUGUCCGGCCACCUGACGCAGGACCAGAGCCGAGACGUCAAGAGACACAUCACAGUCAGACUGGACUGGGGCAACGAACACCUGGGUCUGGACUUGGUGCCCAGAAAGGAGUUUGAGAUGGUGGAUGAAGACCAGAUAAGCGUGUCAGAUCUUUAUAAAAUGCAUCUGUCCAGCAGACACAGUGUUCAACAGAGCACCACACAGGGUGACAGUACCCGGCAGCGACACGGGGAGCCGUGCCGAGUUCCGGUACCGCACCACCUGCUGGUCAACCUGAAGAGCUUCACCUACAACAGCAUCGGAGAAGACACGGACAUCUUCUUCUCCCUGUACGACCUGAGAGAGGGGAAGACUAUCAGUGAGAAGUUCAUGGUGAGACUGAACAAGAACGGAGGACCGAAGAAUCCAGAGAAGGUGGACCGGCUGUGUGCCCUCUUCACGGACCUGAGCAACAAAGACAUGAAGAGAGAUCUUUACAUCAUCUCCCAGGUCAUCAGAACAGGUCGUAUGCUGCUCAACGACAGUAAGAAGGGCCCUCCGCACGUUCAGUACCGCCGGCCGUACGGCUGUGCUGUCCUGGCCAUGAGCGACGUGCUGCAGACCAUCUCAGAACUCAAAGAGGAGAAAGACUUUGUCCUCAAAGUCUACACGUGUAACAAUGAGAACGAAUGGUACCAGAUCCACGAGAACAUCAUCCGCAAGUCCAGCACCAAAUACACCGCUCCCAGCACCAACUACGGUCUGAUCAUCUCCCUGCAGCUGCUGAGGGGCGACAUGGAGCAAGUCCGCCGGGAGAACCCGCUCAUCUUCAGCAGGGGGGUGGCCAUGACACGCAAACUGGGCUUCCCUGAUGUCAUCAUGCCAGGCGACAUCCGUAACGACCUGUACCUGACUCUGGAGCGAGGGGACUUUGAGAGAGGAGGGAAGAGCGUUCAGAAGAACAUUGAAGUCACCGUCUACGUGCUCUACGCCGAUGGAGAGAUCCUCAAGGACUGCAUCAGUCUGGGUUCAGGUGAGCCCCCUGUGCCGGAGCACCGCUCCUUCGUGCUCUACCACAACAACAGCCCCCGAUGGAGCGAAGUGAUCAAACUGCCCAUUCCCAUCGACCGCUUCAGAGGCUCCCACCUGCGCUUCGAGUUCAGACACUGCUCCACGAAGGACAAAGGAGAGAAGAAGCUGUUUGGGUUUUCCUUCACUCCUCUGAUGAGGGAGGAUGGAACCACUCUUUCAGACGAGAGCCAUGAACUCUACGUUUACAAGUGUGAUGAGAACACCACCUUCAGUAACCACGCCCUGUACCUGGGCCUGCCCUGCUGUAAAGAAGACUUCAACAGCUGUCCCAGCAUCCCCUCCAGCCUCAUCUUCCAGCGCAGCGCCAAGGAGACCUUCUGGAUCGCCACGCAGCUCUCCUCCACCAAGCUCACUCAGAACGUGGACCUCCUGGCCCUGCUGAAGUGGAAGGCCCACCCGGACCGGGUCAUGGACAUUCUGGGCCGGCUGCGACACGUCAGCGGAGAGGAGAUAGUCAAGUUUCUCCAAGACAUUCUGGACACAUUAUUCUCCAUCUUGGAUGACAACACGGACAAAUAUGGACCACUGGUGUUCCAGUCAUUGGUGUUCAUCAUAAACCUUCUCAGGGACAGUAAAUAUUACCACUUCCGGCCGGUCAUGGACACAUAUAUCCAGAAGCACUUUGCUGGCGCGUUGGCUUACAAGGAGCUGAUCCGCUGUCUGAAGUGGUACAUGGACCGCUCCGCAGAGGUGGUGAGACAGGACCACAUACAGGAAGCAAUGAGGGCCUUGGAGUAUCUGUUUAAGUUCAUCAUCCAGUCUCGGAUCCUUUACUCCCGGGCCACUUGUGGUAUGGAGGAGGAGCAGUUUCGCACCAGCAUCCAGGAACUCUUUCAGUCCAUCCGCUUCGUCCUCAGCCUGGACAGCCGCAACUCGGAGACGCUCAUCUUCACACAGGGCUCCCAGCCUUGUUCAGGCCCAAAUCAAGCCCCAGGCCCCGGCGUUGGGCCUAACGCUACCUUAGCUGUAGCCCCCGCCCCGGGCCAAGCCCCGCCCCCUGCCCCAGGACAGCUUCCUGGCAGCGGGCAAGCCAACUGCACUCAGGCCGGGAGCUCCAACGCUCUGCGGCCGUCUCCACUGUCAGCCGCCCUGUUGAACUCCUUCCCAGCGAUCUUCGACGAGCUGCUGCAGAUGUUCACGGUGCAGGAAGUGGCGGAGUUCGUGCGCGGCACUCUGGGCAGCAUGCCGUCCACGGUGCACAUAGGACAGUCCAUGGAUGUGGUCAAGCUGCAGUCCAUAGCCCGGACGGUGGACAGCCGGCUCUUCUCUUUCCCAGAGUCGCGAAGGAUCCUGCUUCCUGUGGUUCUGCAUCACAUCCACCUCCAUCUGAGGCAGCAGAAAGAGCUGCUCAUCUGCUCUGGAAUACUGAGCUCUAUUUUCUCUAUCAUCAAGAGCAGCUCAAUGGACACGUCGGUGCAGGAGGAGGUGGAGAUGAUGGUGGAGUCUCUGCUGGACGUCCUCCUGCAGACCCUGCUGUCCAUCAUGAGCAAGAGCCAAUCGCAGGAGGCGGUAAGGGGUCAACGCUGUCCACAGUGCACCGCGGAGAUCACUGGAGAGUACGUGUCCUGCCUGCUGUCCCUCCUCCGCCAGAUGACAGACAUCCACUUCCAGCACCUGAUAGAAAACUUUCAGAGCAAGGAGGAGCUCAAGGAGUUCUUGUUGAAGAUUUUGUGUGUGUUUAGGAAUCUGAUGAAGCUGAGUAUUUUCCCUCGCGACUGGAACGUCAUGAGGCUCCUCACCAGCAACAUCAUCCUGACGACCGCUCAGUACCUGUCUCCUGCUCUGCACAAGAACUUCACAGAAGCCGAGUUUGACUUUAAGGUGUGGAACUCCUACUUCAGUCUGGCGGUGCUGUACAUCAACCAGCCCAGUUUACAGUUGGAAAAUCUGAGUCCUGCUAAAAGGAAGAAGGUCUUAGACAAGUACGGAGACAUGAGAGUGAUGAUGACCUACGAACUGUUCAGUAUGUGGCAGAACCUCGGUGAGAAUAAGAUCCAUUUCAUCCCCGGUAUGAUCGGCCCGUUCCUGGGAGUGACGCUGGUUCCUCAGGUGGAGGUGCGGAACAUCAUGAUCCCUAUCUUCCACGACAUGAUGGACUGGGAGCAACGCAAGAACGGAAACUUCAAACAGGUGGAGGCCGAGCUGAUUGACAAGCUGGACAGUUUGGUGUCCGAGGGGAAAGGGGAUGAGAAUUACAGAGAGCUCUUUGGUUUGCUAACCCAGCUGUUUGGGCCCUACCCCAGUCUGUUGGAGAAGAUCGAGCAGGAGACGUGGAGAGAGACGGGGAUCUCCUUCGUUACCUCCGUCACACGGCUGAUGGAGCGACUGCUGGACUACAGGGACUGCAUGAAGGGAGACGAGACGGAGAACAAGAAGAUUGGCUGCACCGUUAACCUCAUGAAUUUCUACAAGUCGGAGAUCAACAAGGAGGAGAUGUACAUCCGCUACAUCCACAAGCUGUGUGACAUGCAUCUACAGGCUGAGAACUACACAGAGGCUGCGUUCACUCUGCUGCUGUACUGGGAGCUGCUGCACUGGGACCAGCGGCCUCUGAAGGACUUCCUGCAUUAUCCCGCUCAGACUGAGUGGCAUCGCAAGGAGGGGCUCUGCCGCAAAGUCAUCCACUACUUCAACAAGGGGAAGUGUUGGGAGUUUGGCAUCCCUCUGUGCAGGGAGCUGGCCUUCCAGUAUGAAUCACUGUACGACUACCAGAGCCUCAGCUGGAUACGGAAAAUGGAGGCUGCAUAUUAUGACAACAUCAUGGAGCAGCAGCGUUUGGAGCCGGAGUUCUUCAGGGUUGGAUUCUACGGCAGGAAGUUCCCCUUCUUCCUCAGAAACAAAGAGUUUGUCUGUCGCGGACAUGACUACGAAAGGCUAGAGGCCUUCCAGCAAAGGAUGCUGGGAGAAUUCCCGCAGGCCAUUGCGAUGCAGCACCCCAAUCAGCCCGACGAAGCCAUUCUGCAGUGUGAAGCACAGUACCUGCAGAUCUACGCGGUGACUCCGGUGCCGGACAGCGUCAGCGUCCUCCAGAUGGACAGAGUCCCCGAUCGCAUCAAGAGCUUCUACCGGGUCAACAACGUUCGGCGUUUCCGAUACGACCGACCCUUCCACAAAGGACCCAAAGACAGAGACAAUGAGUUCAAGAGUCUUUGGAUCGAGAGGACGACGCUGAUCCUCACUCACCCUCUGCCUGGCAUCUCACGCUGGUUCGAGGUGGACAAGAGAGAGCUGGUGGAGGUGAGUCCGUUAGAAAACGCCCUCUCCGUGGUGGAGAAUAAGAACCAGGAGCUGCGGACCCUCAUCGGCCAGUACCAGCACAAGCAGCUGCACGGCAACAUCAACCUGCUCAGCAUGACGCUGAACGGAGUCAUCGAUGCCGCCGUGAACGGAGGCAUCGCCAGAUACCAAGAGGCUUUCUUUGAUAAGGAGUACAUUACGAGCCACCCUGAAGACACAGAGAAAAUCACACAGCUCAAAGACCUGAUGCAGGAGCAGGUUCACAUCCUCGGAGUCGGCCUGGCCAUGCACGAGAAGCUGGUGCACCCAGAAAUGCGUCCCCUGCACAAGAAGCUGAUCGAUCAGUUCCAGAUGAUGCGGAGCAGCCUCUGCCACUGUUUCUAUGUGGCGUUGCAGGGUCUGCCCGGGUUAGAAAAGGCCGGUUCAGGAGCCAACACUCCCAGAGGGAUCCUGGCCUCUCACAGCCCCAUGAGCCCCGAGAGCUUCAAACUCAUGCACCAACACAGUGCCAUAGCUGUUUUGACUCCGGUGCGCAACUCCUCCUCCUCUCUCUCCUCUCACAACUCCAGCGAGACAGGAAACGUCGGCAGCCUGCUGAUCCUGGCUGACGGCAUGGUGGUGGAGCACCCUGAGGACUUCUACCGCAUGCAGGCGAGCCCCUCCUCCUCCAGCCUAAGCUCCACCCACUCCGCACCCUCUCAGAUGAUUAACUCCGCCCCCUCCACCAUCAGAGUUGGCUCUCCUUCUCUGCCGGGCAAAUACAGACACAACAGAGAGAUGCUGAUGCUGCUGCCGCCACACAGAGAGAGACCGAGCAGCGCCAUGUACACCAACAUCACUGAGAAUGGACAGCCAACGAACUUCCAGCGAGCGUUGUUCCAUCAGGUGAUCGGUCCAUGCAAACCCUGCAGUGACCCUAACCUCUCCGUCGCUGAGAAAGUCCUAACCACUCCCAGCAGUUGGAGUUUGGACAGUGGUACCAGAGAAGCCCUCCCGUUCCUCUCCGCUCAUGUCGGCAGUGUCCUGGCGCCUCCGGUUCCCCCACGCAACCUGCCUCACGGGCAACACCUGUCGAUGCACUUUGACGCUUUCCACCACCAGGUCAGCGACCUCCCUCCAGCUCUCCCCGCGCGCUCCUUAAGAAAGUCUCCCCUGCACCCUAUACCUGCCUCGCCCACCAGUCCACAGUCCAUCCUGGAUGGCAGUAACUCCACCCUGUCGGGCAGCGCCAGCUCAGGCGUCUCCUCCCUCAGCGAGAGCAACUUCGGCGGCCCGGCCUCCUCCUCCGACCGCCCGGCCAGCCGCACAGACACCCUGGAGUCCGUCCCCAGCAGCCAGGCCUGGACCACAGACCAGGAAGACCUGGACUCGCCCUACCAGCCCGUCAGGUACAGCCUCUCGGAGCCUGAAGUCCUGGACGGAGUCAAACCGCCCUGCCGCAGCCACUCCGCCCCGGGAGGGGUCACCCCGGCUCAGGCAGGCGGACAAAUCCAGCCCCAGGCUCCGGGUCCGGCCUCCACGGGCGCUCCACAACAACAACAGCAGGACGGGCUGCCACACCCCCAACACCUCUACUACUACCACCACCACCACUUCCACCCGCACUACCUCCCCCACCACCCGCCGCUGUACCACCUCCACGAGCCCCCGCCGGCGCUGCCGCCCAAACCCUACCUCAGAGAGGGCUGUAUCCCCGAGGAAGACCCCCUGAACAACACGCAGUCGGCCCCGCCCCCUCCCGCCCCCCGGCCCAUGCCACGCAAGAUCUCCCAGCCCAUCAUCGCCGCGACCAAGGAUGAGCAAGCGAAGGUGGCGUGGGAGCACGGCGUCAGCGAGGAGUGAGACGCCAGUGGACGGAGACGGUUUGUAAGAAAAAACUCGUGGAAUUCAAAUAAACAGAAUAUGAACUCUUUUUUUUUUUCAGAAGAGAGAGAGUGAGAGAAAGGAGUGAGAGCCGAACUGAAGCUGAGAGAUGUCGUCGUUCUGCUCCAAAAACUAAACUAAUGUAAAUAUGUCUCCCCGUCCUCAGCAGCUCUGUGUUCUCCGCGUUCAACACCUGAAAAUAAGAUUUUUCCUUUAAUAACCAAAUGAUCUUUCUCAUGUCGCAUCCUUCUGUGAUCACGCCUCGCCUCGUUUGUUUGGUUCAGUCAC
Molecule: messenger RNA, 6819 nt
Organism: Sander lucioperca (pikeperch)
Lineage: Eukaryota; Metazoa; Chordata; Actinopteri; Perciformes; Percidae
Product: dedicator of cytokinesis protein 3-like
Exons: 55
Coding region: 1-6510 (2169 amino acids)
Biological process (GO): small GTPase-mediated signal transduction
Cellular component (GO): plasma membrane; cytoplasm
Molecular function (GO): small GTPase binding; guanyl-nucleotide exchange factor activity
Source: RefSeq, a predicted model, not a curated record